AUGAGCAACAUGAGCGACGUUGAAAAGCGUUCCGUCUCGCGGGAUUCUCAAGAUGAGAAUCGUGUUGGUAGUAUUUAUGGACUACCACCUGAUCCCGAUGCCCAUCUCAGCGAGGAAGAGAGAGAAGAAAUUGAUCGCAAGCUGGUUUGGAAGCUCGAUUGGAUACUAAUCCCUUGGCUCUGUAUCCUUUACCUGCUAGCCUUCUUGGAUCGGACCAACAUUGGCAAUGCAAAGGUUGCACAUCUCACUGAUGAUCUGCAACUGCGGUUGCCGGACCAAUACAACGAGACCCUGACGAUCUUUUUCAUCUCCUACUCGCUCUUCGAACCCCUAACCAAUGUCCUACUUAAGAAGAUGCGACCAUCCGUGUUCAUCCCAGUCAUAAUGGUACUGUGGGGCGCUUCUAUGACCGGCAUGGGAUUCGUCUAUAAUUACUCCGGCCUUAUGGCUGCUCGUUGGUUUCUUGGACUUGCAGAAGCGGGUCUCUUCCCAGGUAUCAACUAUUACCUAUCAUGCUGGUAUAAGCGUUCUGAGCUGGGUAUUCGUGCCGCCAUCUUCUUUUCAGCAGCCGCUCUCUCGGGUUCAUUUGGCGGUCUCCUCGCCGCGGCGAUAGAGUUGAUGGACGGUAUCGGCGGUCGACCCGGAUGGGCAUGGAUCUUCAUCCUAGAGGGCCUUGUUACCGUAAUAUUUGGCUUCGCAUCCUUCUGGAUGGUACAUGACUUCCCCGACCAAGCUCGAUUCCUCUCGGAGGAAGACCGUGCUCGCGUAGUCCGCCGACUCAAGUCGGACCAGCAGUCUUCGGCUGAGCACGAAGAAUGGAAAAUGAGCUACCUCUAUGCUGGUCUCAAGGAUUGGAAGAUGUGGUUGGGCAUGGUCAUUUACAUGGGUUGCGAUAUGCCUCUUUACGCGUUUUCAUUGUUCUUGCCCAGCAUUAUCCAGGAGCUAGGCUGGAGCACCACCGUUGUUCGGUCCCAGCUGCUGACCGUGCCCCCAUACGCCGCCGCCGCCCUACUUACCGUGGUUAUUGGCUUUGUCGCUGAUCGAACCCGCCAACGAGGCCUGUGCAAUAUCCUCGUUAGUAUUAUCGGUAUCGUCGGGUUCUUGAUGCUGAUCGCAUCCACGGAUCCGAGAGUCAAGUACGCUGGUACGUUCCUUGGCGCGCUCGGUAUUUACCCUUGCAUAUCCAAUACUAUCAGUUGGGUGGCCAACAAUACUGAAGGAGUCUAUAAGAGGGGUGUGGUGCUCGGUUUCGUCAUUGGCUGGGGUAACUUAAACGGCAUCGUCAGCUCUAACAUAUAUUACAACGCACCGAGAUACCUCGAAGGCCAUGGCAUAAUAGUGGCAUACAUGACAUUGUUCUUGCUUGGCGGUAGCACAUUGAUGACGAUUCUGCUCCGUAUCGAGAAUAAGAAGAGGGUCAGCGGAAAGCGCGACUACCUCAUUGAGGGCAAGGACGCAAACGAGAUUGAGGCGCUCGGCGAUAAGAGACCCGACUUCCUAUACACGGUCUAA
Messenger RNA from Hypoxylon fragiforme, 1512 nucleotides. Its product is annotated as MFS general substrate transporter. The record is from RefSeq and is a predicted model, not a curated record. The coding region runs from base 1 to 1512 and encodes 503 amino acids. Lineage: Eukaryota; Fungi; Ascomycota; Sordariomycetes; Xylariales; Hypoxylaceae. Gene Ontology annotation, molecular function: transmembrane transporter activity. Gene Ontology annotation, cellular component: membrane. Gene Ontology annotation, biological process: transmembrane transport. The transcript is spliced from 5 exons.